AUUAUUGAAAGUUGGUUUCAAAUUUCGUUACAUUUCUUGUUUAUUUUUGUAAAUAAGCGCUCUAGCUCUGAUUAUUUUAAAGUUGACUAAUAACUCUCAAAAAAAUCCACAAUUACAAUAUGGAAAAGGAGGACUUUACAUCCCUGCUGCAUGUGUCUCCAGCGCUCACCAAUGACAUGUUGAGCAAAACACUUUCUGAAUGGUUCCAUACUGAUGUCGUUUUUACGAACUGGGAGUAUGUUAGUCACACAGGCAAAGGUGACUCCUUUUUAAGCGAAUUAAUUCGAAUCAGAAUCCACGGUAACUCCGAUGGUACGCCAUACCACGUGCAAGUGAUUUUGAAGAACAUCCCAAAAAAUGUUUGCAGACGAUUAACAUAUAGAAGCGAAGAAUUCUUUCAGAAUGAAAUUAAUUUUUAUAAAAAAGUUCUUCCUACGUUGCUCAAGUUUCAAUCGAAGAAAAAUGUCACAGAACCAUUUACAAACUACACGAAAUUAUUUUUGGCUGAUACCGAUGGUCUGAAUGGCGUGAUUUGCCUCGAAGACGCGGCCUUAGAGAAUUUUGGUAGCGCUGUACGCCAAGAAGGUAUUGAUUUAGCUCAUUGCAAACUCACAUUCAAAGCGUUAGCCAAGUACCACGCGCUCUCGUUCGCUCUGAAAGACCAAGAACCGGAUACAUUCAAUAGCCUGACCGAUGCUAUCUUUGAAACCUACUACGACCCCAGGCUCUGGAAUUGGUAUCGAAGAUUUUGGCACAGAAUAUGCGGUAUCGCUAUCGAUGCGGUUGAAAAAGAAUACCCAAACUCGAUAUACGAGGAGAAAAUUAAAGAGUUCGCUGUGCCAGAAAAGUACGAGGAUAUGAUAAGGGCGGUCAGAGACAAAACGAACGGCGUCAUAUCGCACGGCGAUUGUUGGACCAAUAACUUCCUAUACAAGUAUCAAGAUGGCUGUCCAAUUGACGCGAAAUUAAUUGACUUCCAGCUAACCAGAUGCGCUAGUCCAGUUCUAGAUAUAUCGUUCACUAUAUCCGCAUGCACGGACCAAGAAUUGAGAUCCAAGCAUUAUGAUGAAUUGUUGGAAUUCUAUUAUGAAACGCUUUCCAAACAGAUAAAGGAGUUGGGCAGCGACCCGGACAAGGUAUAUUCGUGGGAAAUGUUUAUGGAUGAAGUGAAGAAAUAUUCAUACUUCGGCUUGGCGUUUAGUUUUGAAUCAACACCGUUUAUUAUUUUGGCGCCAGAGGACGCAAUCAACAUGGAGAUGGAGGGCGACAAAAAAAUGAACAUUGAUGACUUCUGGCAACUUCCGCCGUUCAAGACAAAAGCUGGGCGACAAAGGGAAGCAAACAAUGUUGUACAUUGCGUUGACAGAGGAUAUAUAUAAAAUAUAAAAGCUUUAAUAUAUAAUAUGCAUUCCAUUAGCAGGAGUUAAGAUAAACAUGCCUUAGUUUACAUAAUCCAUGCGAUUUGCUAAUCAGCUCUGCUGUGUCUUAACAAAAACAAUUAUUAAUAUAUCUUUAUCUAUGUAUAACUUCCUCGUUGGGAUGUGGCUAGAUAUAAGGCCGCAGGUCCCGAGGUCCUGGAUUCAAUUCCCAGGUCGGGCUGAUGAAAAGUUAGUGCGUUUUAUGACGAAUUCUCAGUUGCAGCCUAGAGUAUUGCGCCUGAACUCUUUGAAUAAUGUCAAUUAAAGGUUCAAGUUGUUUUUCUAUCUCUACUCUUACCGUUGCAAUAUACUAUAAAUAGUGAUAUUCAUUUUCCAAAAGAUAAGUUACAAAUAACGAUAAUAUUAAAGAACAUAGUAUUUAAUUAGGCGGUAUGGGUAUAAGUGCAAACAUAUCUAAAGUCAAUAUAUAUAUAUUUAAAAAAAAUUAUUAUAUAGAAUAGUUAAAUACUUUGUAUUAUGUUAAUACUUUGUGAUAAUGCUUUGUACAAACCCUGGUAGGUACCACCCACUCAUCAGAUAUUCUACCGCAAAACAGCAGUACUUGGUAUUGUUGUGUUCCGGUUUGAAGGGUGAGUGAGCCACUGUAAAUACAGGUACAAGGGACGUAACAUCUUAGUUCCCAAGGUUGUUGGCGCAUUGGUGAUGUAAGCGAUGGUUAACAUUUCUUACAUGCCAAUGUCUAUGGGCGUUGGUGAACACUUACCAUCAGGUGGCCCAUAUGCUCGUCCGCCUUCCUAUUCUAUAACAAUAAAAAAAAUUGUCCUUUUUUUAACUUAUUAUUUCCCAAAUCUAUUUGGAUCCAGAUUGGCGUUUAAAAACACAAGUUGCUCGACUUUUGAGGACUUAAGACGACCCCUUUUUUCAUUUAUUAAUAACCCCGUUUUAUAAAAAAGUUACAGCAAAACGGAAGUUGCAACAACAUUGCACUUUGUGUGAUAUAUUUCCGACAAAUACGAAUAAAUUAUUUUAUGAUUUCGCCACCAUUGUGUUUAUUGGGAUCACCAUUUAGUGGUAACGAUCUAUAGAGCGUUGGGGUUUGAUUCGGCUAGGUCGUUUUUUGAAAUCGGAUUUUGAAUUCGUUUUGAUAUAUCGGACGAAUGCCUAUCGCUAACCGUUACACUGUUAGGAUUAACUCUAUGCAAAGUUUAUAAAUAAGGCUUGUGAAAUUAACUUGAAUGUUAUAACUAUAAUUGUUGCUGCUUCGCCGGCUUACAUUUAAGUUAGAAGAAAUAUAUAGAAAGAUACGCAUGUAUUCAUAUUAUAUAUACAAAUCUUCAUGUUGGUUUUGUUUGAAAUUAAUAAAGUACAGAUUAAAUAUUUAUCACAAAAGUGUUCUACCUCACCGCUAGAUGGUGCUGCAUAUCAAUUUCUAUAGUGAUAGCUUUAAAAAUUAGUAUGUAAAAUAUAAUUAUACACUAUAUACACAGUGUGUAUUCAUAUUAUACAUACAUAUAUAUAUAUAUAUAUAUAUAUAU
Nymphalis io (European peacock) is the source of this 2914-nucleotide messenger RNA. RefSeq lists its product as uncharacterized. Bases 120 to 1379 code for a protein of 419 amino acids. The record is from RefSeq and is a predicted model, not a curated record. The transcript is spliced from 4 exons. Lineage: Eukaryota; Metazoa; Arthropoda; Insecta; Lepidoptera; Nymphalidae.